CCAUACUGCUGCGCGCCCUCCCUCGCUGACGAGGAUCAUCUUUUGUGAUUUUACCGUAAGGCGCCAUUUUGAUUACUUGACUGAAGAGGAUCUUGAAACUCAAGUACGAGGUAGUUGGAGUGCUUUACAUAAAGUACAUAGUUAGCAGACUUGACUAACCUUCUAAAUAGAGUGAGUCAGUAGGGCGGCCAAAAUGGCGACGGGCGCAAACGCGACUCCUUUAGGAAAGUUGCACCCUAGCAUUGGCGCUAAACGAGGCUUCGACGCAGGGCCUGGCGCGGGGAACGGUUUGAUGCCCAGCCCGGGCGCACCUACCGCUUUUUCGCCGAUGCAAGGAUUCCAGCCGGCAAUGCCCCCCUCCGCCUAUCCACAGACUCACCAGUUCAACCCGGCAAGUGGUUUCUCGCCCCAGCCCCCUCAGCCAUCAGGUGGCCAAGAUUUCAGUCAGAAGAAACAAAGGAAGAAGAGUCGUUGGAGCAGUGAGACGCCCGAUCAGAAGACUGUAAUACCAGGCAUGCCCACCGUCAUCCCCCCCGGUCUCACACGGGAUCAAGAGCGAGCCUAUAUAGUCCAACUGCAGAUUGAAGACCUGACACGUAAACUGCGUACAGGAGACCUGGGAAUCCCUGUUAACCCUGAGGACAGGUCUCCCUCGCCAGAGCCCAUCUACAACAGCGAGGGCAAGAGGCUGAACACGCGUGAGUAUCGCACACGCAAGAAGAUCGAGGAGGAGCGCCACUCCCUCAUCACUGAAAUGGUCGGACUCAACCCCGACUUUAAACCACCAGCAGAUUAUAAACCUCCAGCUACCAGAGUUAACGACAAAGUCAUGAUUCCUCAAGAUGAAUACCCUGAGAUCAACUUUGUCGGCCUGCUUAUUGGACCUCGUGGUAACACCUUGAAGAAUAUUGAGAAGGAAUGCUGUGCCAAGAUCAUGAUCCGUGGUAAAGGCUCUGUGAAGGAGGGCAAGGUUGGCAGAAAGGAUGGACAGAUGCUGCCUGGGGAAGAUGAGCCUCUGCACGCUCUAGUCACUGCAAAUACAAUGGAGAAUGUCAAGAAAGCUGUGGAGCAGAUUCGCAAUAUCCUGAAGCAAGGCAUCGAGACACCUGAGGAUCAGAAUGACUUACGUAAAAUGCAGCUGAGAGAGCUGGCGAGACUCAAUGGCACGCUGAGGGAAGAUGACAACAGGAUCUUACGCCCUUGGCAGAACACAGAGCCCCGCAGCAUCACCAACACCACUCUUUGUACCAAGUGUGGUGGAGCAGGACACAUCUCCUCUGACUGCAAGUACACCAGUUCCUUUGCAGCACAAAGAGCUACUGGUGGCGAGCCCCCUCAGUCGGCGCAGGACAAGGCUCGCAUGGACAAGGAGUAUUUGUCACUCAUGGCCGAGCUGGGCGAGGCUCCAGUCCCGGCAUCUGGAGGCGCGCAAGGAGGAGCCCCCCGGCCUCCUGCACCCAACAGCACCCAGGCACCGCCGAACCGGCCUCCCUGGAUGGGCACUGGUCCCAAUGAGAACAGGAGCUUCCAUGGCAUACAUGGAGGAGGCCCUGGAGGACCUCACAGCUUUCCUCCCCCCAUGUCCAACAUGGGGGGCCCUCCGAUGCACCCCAACCCCAACGGCAUGCCUCCCCCAUGGAUGCAACCUCCACCUCCGCCCAUGGGCCAGGGCCCAGGACCUCAUGGACACCCCAUGAGCAUGAUGCCACCACCGAUGGGCAUGAUGCCCCCUCCACCACCUCCUCCCAGCAAUCAGCCACCACCUCCCCCUUCUGGACCCCUGCCUCCAUGGCAACAGCAGGCUCCGCCUCCUCCUCCCACAAGCAGCAUGGCAACAAGUACACCGUUGCCGUGGCAACAAAAUACCACUACCACCUCCAGCCCUGGCACCGGCACCCUGCCUCCAUGGCAGCAGCCUCAGCAGCCCACGGCCUCAGCAGCCCAGCCCCCUCCACCAAUGGGUAGCCCCUCCAUGGUGCCACCUCCCCCUGGUGUCCAGCCACCCCUUCCCCCAGGCGCUCCCCCUCCUCCCCCUCCACCCCCACCCGGCUCAACCAGCAUGAUGUAUGCCCCACCACCGCCCCCACCUCCAAUGGACCCUUCCAACUUUGUCACCAUGAUGGGGAUGGGGGUACCGGGCAUGCCGCCAUUUGGCAUGCCUCCAGCCCCUCCACCUCCUCCACCCCAGAAUUAAGAGCCCAGUCUGGAGAGAAGCACCACCCUGCAUCAUAUCCAAUAGACUGUCUUUCUGUCCGCUCACAAAUAUAACCAGUGCUUUAUUUUCUAUUGUCAUCUAUAUUGUCAAGACGUGUCUGAAACGAGGCUAUUGAUUCACUUUAACUUGUGGAAAUUGAAGAAUCACACCACCUCUUUUUAAAGUAUCAAUACAAAGUUCUGUGUGAGUGUGUGUACGUGUGCGCGCAAACACUUGCUUUCGGGCGUGCAUUUUGUUUUUUUAGUCUACUGAAUAACAAAAAGCUCAAAUUGACACCAGUAAGUUUAAUUUAUGUUGAACACAGUUGCUCAUUUUUACAACUGAUCACAAUCUUUGUUGAAUUUUUCAGAUAAAAGCUUUGCAUGAUCAUUUCAAGAGCAUUGAGUUUACCAAGAGUAAUAUUUUUGUAAUGGGAAGAUGUGAAGUGUUAUAGGUUUUGCUCCCACCCAAAUGUGCAUGUUUUCUCAUUUGUCACGUGGAUUAACGGGAGAAUCUUGACCGCUGGACUUUCAGACCUUCUGUCACAGUGCGUACGUACACGCAAAGCAUCUUCUGUGACUAUACACAAGGAUGAAAUGUUAGUUUUAUUCCCUUUCUGGACCAGGUCUGUUGUUGCAUUGCUAAUUUGAAUGACUUGAUUGCUUGGUUAGAAGUAAACUGACCCGAGACCCCAGUAAGGAUAAGCAGCAUAGAAGAUGGAUGAAUGGAAAUAAACUGAUUCAUUAGACCCUU
Messenger RNA from Dunckerocampus dactyliophorus (ringed pipefish), 2947 nucleotides. It is a transcript of the gene sf1, whose product is annotated as splicing factor 1. Gene Ontology annotation, molecular function: zinc ion binding; mRNA binding. The coding region runs from base 194 to 2194 and encodes 666 amino acids. The record is from RefSeq and is a predicted model, not a curated record. Gene Ontology annotation, cellular component: nucleus. Gene Ontology annotation, biological process: regulation of mRNA splicing, via spliceosome. Lineage: Eukaryota; Metazoa; Chordata; Actinopteri; Syngnathiformes; Syngnathidae. The transcript is spliced from 12 exons.